Messenger RNA from Perkinsus marinus ATCC 50983, 1051 nucleotides. Its product is annotated as flavohemoprotein b5/b5r, putative. Lineage: Eukaryota; Perkinsozoa; Perkinsida; Perkinsidae. The record is from RefSeq and is a predicted model, not a curated record. The transcript has 6 exons. Bases 22 to 912 code for a protein of 296 amino acids. Gene Ontology annotation, molecular function: heme binding.
CUUUAGUUUUCUGUCUGCAUAAUGAGCGAUCCACCAGAGGUUCCUGCGGCUCCCUCUCGGCCACUACCAUCAGCUGAUCUACAGCCACACCCGGCCCGGCAUUCCCAUUCUAGCCAUGUGUCCUUUGCUGACCGUGUGAAAAAAGAGAUAGAACGUGGUCAAAGGACCAGUACAACCAGCACCAACGCAUCAGGGUGUAAUAAAUUGCAGACACCAGCGGUUCCUCAUCUCCCACCACGGAAAAAGGUCAAGAGCAAGAAUCAGUUUGCGUACAUGAGGAUCAUGGCUGACAAUAAGCCUCUAUUAUUUCCAGCGGAUAAGCUGACUUGGGACGAGGUUGCUCAUCAUAAUUCGAAGCAUGACUGUUGGACAGUCAUCAAUGGAGUUGUAUAUGAUAUAACAUCAUACCUGGAUUAUCAUCCUGGAGGCCGAGGAGAAUUAUUCCAAGGAGCUGGAAAGGACUGUACCAACCUCUUCAAUAUCUAUCAUCCAUGGGUUAGUGAAGAAGCGAUUCUACGCAAUGCACGGCUGGGUCCAGUAAUUGGAGGCCCUUGCCCUCCUCACAUGGUGGCCGAACGCCGGGGGGAACUACAACAUCGUCCUGCUACUGGGCAAGAGGGCAUGCGUCCGGGCGGCGAUCCGACCAAGAUUGUAUCGGUACCGUUGCCUACGAUACCUGAGUAUGUGCCCCCAACCACACCAUCACCCAUUCUAUCUGCAAAUGAUGCACAGUCCGAUGUACCGGUAGCGGCCAUGCUACGACGAUCAAAGCCCAAAACUGAGGCUGCGAAAACGAAUGAAGUAAACACAGAAGCGGCAUCAAGGUCACAGCCGUCCUGGAUCCCUCUACUGUUCCGGGGAUCGGUAUUCUUCCCUGGAAUGAAGUUGUUCCCACCACACGAGCAUAAGUAGUUAUACGGUCUGUUGAGAUUGACGAGAGUCCACUACUUGCACUAUGCUUGUUUAUAAGUUCUAUUGCAUCUUGUAAUAUUGUCGUUGUGACAAUGACGAGUAGUUCCUCCCAGCAUACACCAAUAUACCGUCCUCUAUG